Molecule: messenger RNA, 4637 nt
Organism: Leptopilina boulardi
Lineage: Eukaryota; Metazoa; Arthropoda; Insecta; Hymenoptera; Figitidae
Product: DNA-directed RNA polymerase II subunit RPB1-like
Exons: 5
Coding region: 257-4423 (1388 amino acids)
Biological process (GO): DNA-templated transcription
Cellular component (GO): RNA polymerase II, core complex
Molecular function (GO): DNA binding
Source: RefSeq, a predicted model, not a curated record
UUUUUAUCGGCCCAAUUUCUUUUGAUAACAAUUUGAAAUUGAUUAUCAAGGUGUGAACUUAUAAAGAAAUAAUCUAAACUAUGAAAGUAUUGUUUAAAAUUUACAAGUGUACUAUGAAAAUACUUUAUUUGUUUGUCUUAUGUUGAAACAACAUAGAAAAAUCAUCAUAACACGACUUUAAGGAACUGUAUACCAUACUUGAUGGUGGAUUAUAGUCUGAAUAAUUUGUAGUGUGGAGUUUUAAUAAAAAAAAAAAAUGUCAACAUCAAAAUCAAAAAUGAUUUUGAAUUCAAUUAAACAAGUACAAUUUGGUAUACUUUCACCAGAUGAAAUACUUAGUAUGUCUGUUACUGAUGAGGGAAUUAAUUUUCCCGUAACAAUGGAGAAUGGUCAUCCUAAAAAAGGAGGUCUCAUGGAUCCAAGACAAGGUGCAAUUGACAAUAAUUCAAAAUGUCAAACAUGUUUUGGAAAUUUAGCCGAAUGUCCAGGACAUUUUGGUCAUAUUAAUUUAGCCAAACCAGUUUUUCAUCUUGGUUUUAUUAUGAAAACAAUGAAAAUUCUUCGAUGUGUUUGUUUUUCUUGUUCAAAACUUUUAGUUUGUCCAAACGAUCCAAAAAUUGAAAAAAUUAUCAAUGAUACGAAAGAACAACCUCAAAAACGUUUAUCACUGAUUUAUAAGUUAUGUCUGAAAAUAAAUAUUUGCGAUAACAGAGAUAUGGAAAGAGAAUCUUGUUGUGGUAGUUAUCAACCAAAUUUGAAGAGAAGUGGUUUUGAAAUAAUUGCCGAAUGGAAAGAAAAUGAAUUUCUAAAAAAAAGAAUUUCUUUAUCUGCCGAAAAAGCAUUGACAAUUCUUAAAAAUAUUACCAAUGAAGAUUUAUUUAUUCUCGGUAUGAAUUAUAAUUAUGCACGUCCUGAAUGGAUGAUUAUUACUGUUUUACCUGUACCUCCAUUAUCAAUUAGACCAAAUAUUAAAACGGUUCAAGAUGAUUUAACUAAAAAAUUGGCUAAUAUCGUAAAAGUAAAUAAUUUGAUUAAAAAUGAAAAGUCAGAAUUACAUUUAAUUGAGGGAAAUUUACCAAAACUUCAGUUUCAUGUUGGUACAUUUAUAGAUAAUAAAUUGGCCUAUCCAUUUGAACGUUUAAUUUCACUUAAACAACGUUUUGAAGGUAAAAAUGGUAGAAUUCGUGGUAAUUUAUUGGGUAAACGUGUCAAUUUUUCCGCACGAAGUGUGAUUACACCUGAUCCAAAUUUGAAAAUUGAUUAUAUUGGCAUUCCAAUAAGUAUUGCAAAAAAAUUAACAAUUCCCGAAUUGGUGACUGAGUUUAAUAUAAAAAAAUUACAACAACUUGUGACAAAUGGUACAACAUAUCCAGGUGCAAAUUUUAUUGUGACAGUUAAGGGAAAUAGAAUUGAUUUGAAAUCAAAGAAUGAUGUUAUUAUAAAAUGUGGUUACAAAGUUGAACGACAUAUUAGAGAUAAUGAUUUAGUGAUUUGUAAUUAUCAGCCUUCAAUUCAUAAAAUUAAUAUGAUUGGACAUCGUGUUAAAAUUUUACCAUGGAGCACUUUUCGAAUGAAUGUCAGUUCCAUUAAAGCCUAUGGUGCCAAUUGUGAUGGCGAUGAAAUGAAUAUACAUGUACCACAAUCAUUGACAACAAAAGCCGAAGUUGAAAAUAUUCAUUUAAUAACGCGAAAUAAACCAAUAAUGGAUAUUGUCGAAGAUACAUUAUUAGGUGCGUAUAAAAUGACUCAUAGAGAUGUCUUUAUUGAGAAAGAGGAAAUAAUGAAUCUUGUUAUGUUUUUAACAAAUUGGAAUGGAAAAUUACCAAAACCUUGUAUUUUAAAACCAAAACCCCUUUGGAGUGGUAAGCAAUUAUUUUCUCUAAUAAUUCCCAAAAAUUUGAAUUAUCAAACGGAAAAUCAGACGAGGUUUUCACUUCGUGAUUCGACAAUAUUAAUCGAAAAUGGAGAACUUUUAAUGGGAAUUUUACGUAAGAAGACACUUAGUUCUUGUGCUGGUUCACUAUUUCAUGUUUGUUUCUUAGAAUUUGGUCACAAAGUUUGUGGUGAAUUUUACGAAAAUAUUCAAACAGUUAUUAAUAAUUGGUUAUUAUUGGAGGGACAUUCAAUUGAUAUUUCUGAUAUAAUUUUAGAUGCUAAUACACAUUUAAAAAUUCAAAAAGCAAUCAAGAAAGUCAAAAAUAAUUUUAUCGAAGUCCUUCAUAAUGCGCACGAUACUGAAAUAAAUAGAGAGACUUUUAAAAUUAAAUCUAAUAAGAUUCUAAAUGAUGUUAAUUACAUAACUUGUGAUAUAAUUGACAAAUAUUUUAUUCAAAAGAAUAAUUUAAUGUCUAUGAUGAAAUCAGGAUCAAAUGGAAAUUUGAGAAUUAUUUCUCAAAUUAUUGGUUGUAUUGGACAGCAAAAUGUGAACGGUGAACGUAUACCAUUUGGUUUUUUAAAACGAGCUUUGCCACAUUUUAUCAAAGAUGAUUAUGGUCCUGAAGCACAAGGUUUUAUUGAAAAUACCUAUCUCUCUGGUGUUACACCUACGGAAUUUUUUUAUCACGCCAUGGAAGGUCGUGAUUUGCUUAUUGAUAAUGUAAUAAAAAUUGAAGACACUAGACGUAUUCAACGUAAAUUGGUCAAGUCUAUGGAAUCCCUAAUGGUACACUAUGAUGGAACGGUGAGAAAUUCAAUGGGACAAUUAAUUCAAUUAAAUUACGGUGAAGAUGGUCUAUGUGGUGAAGUUCUCGAAUUUCAAAAUUUACCAACAUUGAAGAAAGAAGAUUUUCAAUUUGAUUUAAAUGAAAAUAAUCUAGAAGGUAUAUUUAAUGAAAAUAUUAUUGAUGAAAUAAUGACAGAAGAAAUAAAUGAAGAAUUGAAAAAAGAAUGGGAACAAUUGAAUCAAGAUGAGAGAAUUUUGAAAAAAAUUUUCCCCAUUGAUAAAUUAAACGUUCUACUUCCUUUUAAUUUGAAGCGAAUGAUUUGGAAUGCAGAGAAAAUAUUUCAUAUCAAUAAACAAAAAAAAACUGAUUUGAGUCCAAUGAAAAUUAUUCAAGGAGUGAGGGAUCUUUUAAAAAAAUGCUUCAUUAUAAAUGGAGAGGAUAAAUUAACUAAAGAAGGGAAUGAAAAUGCAACACUACUUUUCCAGUUUGUUGUGAGAUCGAUUUUGUGCACUAAAAACGUCACUAAUCAUAGACUAUCGAGUGAAGCCUUUGAGUGGUUAAUUAAUGAAAUUGAAACUCGAUUUCAAAGGGCAAAAAUUUCACCUGGUGAAAUGGUGGGAGCUUUAGCUGGACAAUCUUUAGGAGAAUUUGCCACUCAUAUGACUUAUAAUACUAUUCAUUUUUCUGAAGCACCAUCGAGAAAUAUCACUCUGGGAGUGCCGAGAUUUAAGGAAAUUAUCAAUUGCAUUAAAAAACCAAAAUUUCCAACUAUGAGGAUUUUUUUAAAAGAAGAUUCAAAACAAAAUAUGAAGAAAGCUGAAACUAUUCUUUCUCGUUUGGAACACACAACAUUGAAGAAUAUAAUGAAAAAAUCUGCAAUUUACUACGAUCCUGAUCCAAUUAAUUCCAUUAUUAAAGAUGAUCAACAAUUUAUAUCUGUCUUCAAUGAGAUACCUGAUUUUGAUAUAACCAAACUUUCACCAUGGUUACUUCGUAUUGAAUUGAAUAAAGAGAAAAUGAAUCAAAGAAAUUUAUGCAUGUAUCAAAUUGCUGAGAAGAUUAAAAUUGAAUUUGGCGACGAUUUAAAUAUUAUGUUUAAUGACGACAGUUCGGAACAUUUAAUUGUUCGAUUUCAAAUAAUGAAUAAUGAUGAUAAAAUGGAAGAAAGUGAUAAAUAUGACGAUGAUGAUGUUUUUCUACAAAAGAUUGAAUUAUGUUUACUAAAUGAUGUUACAUUACAGGGUUAUAAUGGAAUUAAUAAAUUGAAAUUGCACAAGAUUGAGAAAAAUAAGAAAAUUAAGGAAUAUUUAAUACUAAGUGAGGGUUCAAAUUUGAGGGAUAUAUUAAACGAUAAUGAUGUUGAUUUUAAGAGAACAAUUAGCAGCGAUAUUUUUGAGAUUUACAGUAUACUUGGUAUUGAGGCUGUGAGAAAAUCUAUACAAAACGAAUUAAAUUCUAUAAUUCAUGCUUAUGGACGUUAUGUGAAUAAUCGACAUCUUGCAUUACUUUCUGAUGUUAUGACUGCUGAAGGUCAUUUAACGGCUAUUAAUCGCAUUGGAUUUGAUAGGAAAGAUAUUGGAGCAUUAAUGAGAUGUUCUGUUGAAGAAAAAAUAGACACUUUGUUUGAUGCUGCUUCUCAUGGUGAAAUCGAUCCUAUUCUUGGUGUUUCGGAAAAAAUUAUUCUUGGACAAUUACCUCGCAUUGGCACAGGUUGCGUUGAUUUAUUAAUCGAUGAUGAAAAAAUGCGAACAAGAAAAUAAUUAUUCGUUAAAGAUAUAAUAUAUAAAAAUAAGUGACUAAAAUGUCAAAUUUUGAGAGUUUUAUAAAAGUAAGUUAUUAAAACAGAAAAAAACCAAAAAAAAAAAAAAGAAAUGUAUAAUGUAUACAUCGAUUACAUUAAGAUUUCGUUAUACUAUAAUCAUUACGUAUUUUAUAUUUUUAUACUGAUUAACAAUAAAAUGUUUCAUAAUGUAA